AUGGACCUGUCGACUCCUCCUCCUCCCGCCGGCGCUACCCACGCGCAGCGUCGUGCGUACGACUGCGAUCCGCUGUUGCGUUUGCUGCCUGGAGACGAGGGCUAUGUGGUCUGGGCUUCGGCCUUGAAAUCCUACCUGGACACCAUUGUAGAGAUGGCCCGCGUCCAAUACCACUUUCUGUACCGUUUGAUGAUCCGAAAGUUCAACCAUAUCAAGUAA
Molecule: messenger RNA, 219 nt
Organism: Aspergillus tubingensis
Lineage: Eukaryota; Fungi; Ascomycota; Eurotiomycetes; Eurotiales; Aspergillaceae
Exons: 1
Coding region: 1-219 (72 amino acids)
Source: RefSeq, a predicted model, not a curated record